Messenger RNA from Prionailurus viverrinus (fishing cat), 1436 nucleotides. It is a transcript of the gene STK32A, whose product is annotated as serine/threonine kinase 32A. Gene Ontology annotation, molecular function: G protein-coupled receptor kinase activity; G protein-coupled receptor binding; ATP binding. The record is from RefSeq and is a predicted model, not a curated record. The transcript has 11 exons. Gene Ontology annotation, biological process: regulation of signal transduction; G protein-coupled receptor signaling pathway; protein phosphorylation. The coding region runs from base 85 to 1134 and encodes 349 amino acids. Lineage: Eukaryota; Metazoa; Chordata; Mammalia; Carnivora; Felidae.
UUUGACCACUUUGAAAUUUUGCGAGCCAUUGGGAAAGGCAGUUUUGGAAAGGUCUGCAUUGUGCAGAAGAAUGAUACCAAGAAGAUGUAUGCAAUGAAAUACAUGAACAAACAAAAGUGUGUGGAACGCAACGAAGUGAGAAAUGUCUUCAAGGAGCUCCAGAUCAUGCAGGGUCUGGAGCAUCCUUUCCUGGUUAAUUUGUGGUACUCCUUCCAAGAUGAGGAGGACAUGUUCAUGGUAGUGGACCUCCUGCUGGGCGGGGACCUGCGUUAUCACCUGCAGCAGAAUGUCCGCUUCCAGGAAGACACCGUGAAGCUCUUCAUCUGUGAGCUGGCCAUGGCCCUGGACUACCUGCAGAGCCAGCGCAUCAUCCACAGGGAUAUGAAGCCUGACAAUAUUUUGCUCGAUGAACAUGGGCACGUGCACAUCACAGACUUCAACAUCGCGGCGAUGCUGCCCAGGGAGACGCGGCUCACCACCGUGGCGGGCACCAAGCCUUACAUGGCACCUGAGAUGUUCAACUCCAGAAGAGAAACGGGCUAUGCCUUUGCUGUUGACUGGUGGUCCCUGGGAGUGACGGCAUAUGAGCUCCUCAGAGGCCGGAGACCAUACCAUAUUCGCUCCGGUGCGUCCAGCAAGGAAGUCGCGCACAUGUUUGAGACGGCUAUUGUGACUUACCCUUCUGCCUGGUCACAGGAAAUGGUGUCACUACUUAAGAAGCUACUUGAGCUGAAUCCAGACCAACGAUUCUCUCACUUGUCCGACGUUCAGAACUUCCCAUAUAUGAAUGACAUGAACUGGGAUGCAGUUUUGCAGAAGAGGCUUAUUCCAGGUUUUAUUCCUAAUAAAGGCAGGCUGAAUUGCGACCCCACCUUUGAACUUGAAGAAAUGAUUUUGGAGUCCAAACCUCUUCACAAGAAAAAGAAGCGCCUGGCAAAGAAGGAGAAGGAGAUGAGGAAAUGUGAAUCCUCUCAGAUGUGCCUUCUUCAAGAGCAUCUUGAGUCUGUCCAGAAGGAGUUCAUAAUUUUCAACAGAGAAAAAGUAAAAAGGGACUUUAACAAAAGGCCAGCUAAUCUAACCUUGGAACAAACCAAAUACCCACAAGAAGAGAAUGGCCAGAAUAACAGCAUGUGAAAUCCUCAACAUCUUCUGCUCUGGACAUGUCCUGCCACCUCGGGCGGGAACUUCUGAUCCCCACGCCAGGAAUUGCUGACAGUAGUUCUCACCUCUCCACACCUCACACACCUCAGAAAAUGUGAAUGAAUGCCUUGGGGAGGAGGCAACAGGAUACAGGGAGUCCUGGGUCUCCUGGGAUCUAGUUUCACCUCUAAUCAACCGUGUGGCAUUGAGCAAGUCACUUAACUGCAGCUUGGGUUUAUUCAUCUCAAUGAGAGGGUUUUUCUAGAUGAGCUCUGUCCUGCCUUUUUACUGCUACC